Penicillium mononematosum is the source of this 1335-nucleotide messenger RNA. RefSeq lists its product as uncharacterized. The coding region runs from base 1 to 1335 and encodes 444 amino acids. The transcript has a single exon. Lineage: Eukaryota; Fungi; Ascomycota; Eurotiomycetes; Eurotiales; Aspergillaceae. The record is from RefSeq and is a predicted model, not a curated record.
AUGGCGGACAGCUUAAACCUGUUGGGAGUGGUUGGCACCUGGGUAGCUGCUGUCAUUGCAAUUAUCGCGCUCGCCGGCAUCUUGCCUGUCUAUGUUCUCUACCGACAGUCUCAGACAGAUCGCCAUAUUGCGCUCAACAAGGUGCAUGACCCUCAUAAGACGUACAUAACAGCGGGAUACCUGCUAUUGCCGGGGAGGCGGUUCUUUCGAUCAUACAGUGUGCCCGACCUGGCAGACCCUCCAACAUGGUCACAGCUUACGAUUGUUGCAAGGCGGCGCUGCGAGGGUUUUGGAAAAAAUGUUUUACGAUCUUUGACGGGGUGGGUGAAUUUUGUCAAUGUCCUGCAGAUAUACAACAUCAAGCCAGCAGUUUCCAAGGGGAAACUGACCUUCGCCGGUCAAGAAGCCUUGCUGCCUGUCCAUCGCGGUUGGUUGUUGCUGCUGGGAAUAAUUGACCGGUACUCGGAUCAGUGGAAUCGACCCGACAAGGGCCUGUUUGUUGGUGAAGCAGAAGAGGCAGAUAUGGAUGAGUUUGGACCUGGGGCCAUCUUUGGCAUAAGCGGCGUACUUGAACGUAUUGUCGCUUCGCCGUUACGGCAGGGCGAUGUUGAGUCUGGACAAGGACCGGUGGAUAAAGUAGCUUUUCGCAUGCAUUCCGUACAGCAUAUGGCCAGGGUAUCAGAGUCUUUUCUACAUGGUGACGAUAUGCCUAUUUCAUCGCUGGUUGCCUUGUAUCUUGGCUAUCUGGUCAGCGUUGAUGGGAAAGAGCAUUAUGACCUUGAGACGCCGGGCAAAAUGCUAACUGAGUAUGUUUCGGCGCACCGUCGUGAUCCAGAUGGGGAUAAUUCUCAUAAGAUCUGGGUCUGGGACCAGAAACCAAUGGACAGUCUACCGUCCCAACAAAGAAGACUGAUGCAAGAGCUUGGAAUUAAACUGCCGCGAGUCCUGAAGCUGAAAGAAAUCGCAGCCCCAAACCAAGCCAUCUUCAGCCAGAUGCCCCGUGAUGCUGCUCAAAGUUAUCAAGUUAUUUCGCACAAGGGGGAAGGAAUUUGGAUGACUCGGUCCAGUUUACAUAUACUUGUGCUUGCGGUUUUGAGACUGAAGAUUACUCAACAGUCGUUUCUGUUCGACAACCCACCGCUUGACCACGACAUAUUGAGUCAUUUAUUUGACUCGCGAAAUUUACUGACCUUCGUCAAGACGACGGAAAAGUUUGUCAGGAACUUGGAUGCCCUCACACAAAGGGAAAAACAGGAUUUGGAACAAUCAUUGCUGAGUGUGAAAGAAAUGCACCCGAAGACGGCGCCGAGAUGGGAUGGAGCCGUACGAGAAUGA